AUGCGGCUGCCUGAGCAACCUGGAGAGGGGAAGCCUGAGAAUGAGGAAAAGGGGGGCAGAGGAGCCCCUGGAGGGGGAGAGGAGCCGCUGAGGACCCGGGCCCCCGACUUCCCCACUUGGCAAAAGAUGCCUUUUCACCAUGUGACCGCCGGCCUGUUGUACAAGGGGAAUUACCUCAACCGAUCUCUCUCUGCUGGCAGCGACAGCGAGCAGCUAGCUAACAUCUCUGUGGAGGAGCUUGACGAGAUCCGAGAGGCCUUUCGGGUUCUGGACCGAGACGGCAAUGGCUUCAUCUCCAAGCAGGAGCUGGGAAUGGCCAUGCGCUCGUUGGGGUACAUGCCGAGUGAGGUGGAGCUGGCCAUCAUCAUGCAGCGCCUGGACAUGGACGGGGAUGGUCAGGUGGAUUUUGAUGAAUUCAUGACAAUUCUUGGCCCCAAACUGGUGUCUUCAGAAGGUCGCGAUGGUUUUCUUGGAAACACAAUAGACAGCAUAUUCUGGCAGUUCGACAUGCAGAGGAUAACUCUGGAAGAGCUGAAGCACAUCCUCUAUCACGCCUUCCGGGACCACUUAACGAUGAAGGACAUUGAGAACAUCAUCAUCAACGAAGAAGAGAGCCUGAAUGAGACCUCGGGGAACUGCCAGACAGAGUUUGAGGGCGUGCAUUCCCAGAAGCAGAACAGACAGACCUGCGUCCGGAAGAGCCUCAUCUGCGCCUUCGCCAUGGCCUUCAUCAUAAGCGUCAUGCUGAUCGCGGCCAACCAGAUCCUCCGGAGCGGCAUGGAGUAG
This is a messenger RNA of Balaenoptera ricei (Rice's whale), 786 nucleotides long. RefSeq names its product calneuron 1 (gene CALN1). Bases 1 to 786 code for a protein of 261 amino acids. The record is from RefSeq and is a predicted model, not a curated record. Gene Ontology annotation, molecular function: calcium ion binding. The transcript is spliced from 6 exons. NCBI's taxonomy places the organism in Eukaryota, Metazoa, Chordata, Mammalia, Artiodactyla, Balaenopteridae.